Geodia barretti is the source of this 894-nucleotide messenger RNA. The record is from the annotation of a GenBank genome assembly. Lineage: Eukaryota; Metazoa; Porifera; Demospongiae; Tetractinellida; Geodiidae.
AUGCCUGACGGAACGGCUGUCCGAUUGCCUGUUGUGCUAAUCAACGGGAGGUACCCCGGCAAAACACUCUACAUCCAAGCGAUUAGUGACGGAGAUGAACUCAACGGAAUCGCCGUUAUUCACAAAGUGCUCUGUACGAUCGCACCAGAGCAGUUGUAUGGGAAGAUUAUCGCUGUACCGCUCGUCAACUUCCACGCGUUUCACACGAAACAGGCACUGAACCCCGUGGACAACCGCAAAAUGAACCGUUGUUUUCCGGGAAGACGUGACGGCACUUCAAGCGAACGGAUAGCAUAUCAUCUCUUUCAGCGUGCUAUCCAGCAAGCCGAUUACUGCCUCGAUCUGCACCAGGGCGGCGUACACCCGAUGAUCGACGAGGUUCGCGUGCGCGUUGACGAGAAACACGCGCUUCAUGAUGAUUGCCUUGAGUUGGCGCGCGUCUUCGGCAUAGGGCAUAUUCUCAGUCAAAAGGGACCAGAAGGACAACUCGCACAAGCGGCACCAGAGGUCGGCAUUCCAACGAUCGACCCCGAAUUAGGCGGCACCCAUGGGUGGGAUGCCGAGAGCAUCGAAAAGGGUGUGCGCGGCGUGCUCAAUGUACUACAAUAUUAUAAAUUCAUUGCCGGAACACCACAGAUUCCUGAACGGCAAAUUGUUGUCAAACAAUUUGUACCGGUCCUCAGCAAUGAAGGCGGGUUUGUCUAUUACAAAGCGGAAUUAUAUGAACAACUUGCGAUGUAUCAACCGGUAGCUGACAUCUGCGAUGUCUUUGGCAAUGUGCGGGAAUCCAUCCGUGCGCCAGUCGAUGGUAUUUUCUGGGCAAAGCCCAUCUAUCCAAUGGUCGCGAGCGGUGGUAUCGUCGGCAAAAUCGGCACACCGAUCGAAUAUCUCUAA